Molecule: messenger RNA, 3288 nt
Organism: Volvox carteri f. nagariensis
Lineage: Eukaryota; Viridiplantae; Chlorophyta; Chlorophyceae; Chlamydomonadales; Volvocaceae
Exons: 21
Coding region: 1-3288 (1095 amino acids)
Biological process (GO): monoatomic cation transport
Cellular component (GO): membrane
Molecular function (GO): copper ion binding; ATP hydrolysis activity; ATP binding
Source: RefSeq, a predicted model, not a curated record
AUGUCUAAUGAAGACCCGGAGCGGACUUUCCACGUUGACCGCGAUCGCCGCCCCUCUCCGGCCCGUGACCCAAGUUGCGCUUUCAGUUACACUUUCAAUUAUAUACCACCCACAUUGUCAUGGCAGAUAGAGAAUGAUGACCUGUUGGCUGGCCGGGUGACUGGCCGGGGGUUUGGAUUCGGGGUUCACUACGACGAGUCUCGUGUGUCCACUCAGGAGCUGGUGGCGGCUGUGGAGGAUGCAGGGUUUGAGGGGGGCUUGGUCAGUGUACGACACCCCAAGCAGCAACUGGAGGUCCUCCGUAUGCGUGUCACAGGUAUGGUAUGUGCCGCCUGCUCCAAUGCCGUCGAGAACGCGCUGCUCAGCCAGCCGGGAGUGAACAAGGCGGCAGUGGCACUGGCGUCGGGGGAGGUGGAGGUGCAGUUCGACUCGGCGGCGGUCAUGGCGGAGGCCCUGUUGUCAGCUGUGGAGGACGCGGGCUUCGAAGCGACCUUGCUGUCUCAGGGGGGCCUGGAGACCCUCAUGCUGCGGGUGUACGGCAUGACGACCACUGCUUGCGCCACUGCCGUAGAGGCGGCGUUGCGGCGGGUCCCUGGUGUGGCACGUGCGGGGGUACGGCUGGCGGAGGGGCUGGUGGACGUGUGGUACGACCCCAACACCACCGGGCCCCGGGACCUUAUCGGCGCCGUCGAGGCGUGCGACGGCGGUGCCGCCGUCGGUGGCGGGACGCCGCCUUCGCAGCCGUUGACCGCCGAGCUGGUACGGUCCGUAUCGCCGUGGGGGUCCCCUUCUGGCGCCGGUGUCGGCGGCAGCAAUGGUGGCGGCGUCGCGAAGGGCUGGCCGGGUGGUGGUGGCGGCGGCGGCAGCGCUGCGAGUGCUGCGGACCGGGAGUUGCGCUACUGGUGGGGGCUGUUCUCCACCAGCCUCUUCUUCACAGUGCCCGUGUUCCUUGUGGCGAUGGUGCUGCCCAUGUUGCCGGGCUCCGAGCCCUUCAUGUCCACCCCCAUUCUUGGCUUCCCCUGCAACCAGCUAGUCAAGUGGGCCCUGGCCACCCCCGUGCAGUUCAUCGUGGGGUGGAGGUUCCACAGGGGGGCGAUAAAGGCCCUCCGUCGCGGUACGGCCAACAUGGAUGUGCUGGUGUCCCUGGGCACGAAUGCCUCCUACGCCUACAGCGUCAUUUCCAUACUCUUCCACCACUUCACUAAACACCGUUUGGAGGGCAGUUACGAGAUGUCGGCGGACAUGGCCGCGGCCGGGCCCCCGGGGUCCUCCCCCGCGGCCCCGGGGCCGGCUGGGGCCCCCCAGCCCAUGGCAUACGUGCCCACGGACUUCUUCGAGACGUCCGCCAUGCUCAUCACCUUCAUCCUGCUGGGGAAGUACCUGGAGGCGGCGGCGAAGGGCCGCACCUCCGCUGCCCUAGCUGCCCUGGCGGCCCUGGUCCCGGACACGGCCACUCUGGUGGUCCUGGAUGAGGCCACCGGGGCGGUGCUGGACUCCAGGGAGGUGCCCAGUGCCCUCAUACACAGGGGGGAUGUGCUGAGGGUCGUCCCUGGCUCCAAGGUCCCCACCGACGGUGUCAUCCACGAGGGGCAGUCCUACCUGAAUGAGGCCAUGGUGACGGGGGAGUCCGCACCCAAGUGGAAGCGACCGGGGGAAGUGGUGAUCGGGGGCACCAUCAACACAUCCAACCCGCUGCUGGUGCGGGCCACGAGGGUUGGCUCCGAGACCGUGCUGAGUCAGAUUGUGCGGCUGGUGGAACAUGCUCAAAUGACCAAGGCACCGGUGCAGGCCUUUGCCGACCGCGUGGCCGGUGUCUUCGUGCCGGUGGUGAUUGCCGCCGCCCUUCUGACGUGGCUGGGGUGGUACGUGGCGGGCCUUACGGGCGCCUUCCCCGCCUCCUGGCUGCCCGAGGGACACACGCCGUUCCUGUUCGCACUGCUGUUCGGCAUUGCGGUGCUGGUGAUCGCGUGCCCUUGCGCCCUGGGCCUGGCCACCCCGACUGCGGUGAUGGUGGGCACGGGGCUGGCGGCGCAAAUGGGCAUACUGAUCAAGGGCGCGGAUGCGCUUGAGGCUGCCAGCAAGGUCGAUGUGGUGGUGUUUGACAAGACUGGGACACUCACACGGGGCAGGCCCACAGUCACCGACUGCCGGUUGUUCGAGUGCACGGCGGGGGAAGGUGCGGGUACCGGCAGCUGCUGGCCGGGUCUGGGAGCCCCCCUGGACCUAGCCACCCUGUGUCGCUGUGUGGGGGCGGCGGAGAGCUCUUCGGAGCAUCCUCUGGCGAGAGCUAUACUGGACUUUUGCAGGGUCCACCUGUUGAUGGCCCAACACGGGGCUACCACCCGAGAUACCGCAGCUGCGGCUGCGGCCAUGUCCACAGCGACUGAGUUGGUGGAUGUGCCUGCGGCUGCGGAGGCGUUUGUGGGGCCUAUGGAGAGUUGUGGGCACACGGUGGUGCACGUGGCGGUGAACGGGGUGCUGGCGGGGGUGCUGGCGGUGGCGGACCCGCUGAAGGCGGAGGCGGCGGGGGUAGUGGCCGCGCUGCGGGGGCGAGGUGUGCAGGUGGUGAUGCUCACGGGCGAUAACUGGAGGACGGCGAGAGCAUUGGCGGGGCAGUUGGGAGUGGACACGGUUCACGCAGAGACGCUGCCAAAGACCAAGGCGCUGAAGAUUCGCGAGUUGCAGUCCGGUGGCAAGGUGGUUGCGAUGGUGGGUGACGGCAUCAACGACUCCCCGGCACUGGCCGCUGCGGAUGUGGGUCUGGCCAUUGGCAGCGGCACCGACAUCGCCAUUGAGGCGGCGGACUACGUGUUGAUGCGGGAUGACCUGGAGGAAUCCGCAUCGGCUGUGUGUGGUGGUGGUGGGCAAAUGCAUUUACAGCUGCAGCGCGCGGCGGUGGAGAUGACGCGGCCUGCUGUGCUUCGGUCCGCGGACGUGAAUUUGAACUCUCAGGACUGGGGGGGUGCCCAAACAAAACUACGUGGUGUGGCCAAUCCUGGCGUCACCACAAUCCGCAUCGUGAUACCGGUGGGGUGUUGGCCGUUGACAUGGACGCUGAGGGGGAAGACUUUCUUUUGGGGGGUAGCGCCUGUUAGCGGUGGCCAUGAUGGCUAUGAUGAUGGCGCUGGAGGUGAAAACGGUCUGUUAAAACAAAGGCAUCGAGACCACCUCGCUGCCCAAGGAAGCCGCCGUUGGACGGCACCACAACAGCAGCAGCGCGUUACCGCCACUUCCGCCACCAGCGGCAACGGCAGCGGCGGCGGCGGCGCCUCCUUUGCACCCUUUUAG